AUGGCGCUGAUUGAAUACGCCUUGUCGCCCUGGGCGAUUGUUGCUCUUGCUGGAGCGCUGGUCGCAUCGUAUCUGCAUCAGUACUUUGUCACAUACGGGCCGCUGCGCCGCUUUGCAGCUCCCUUUCCAGCUCAGUUCUCGAAUCUCUGGCUGCUGUCCGUCUGUCGUCGAGGCAAUCGGUACGAAACUGUAGAUAAGCUGCACAAGAAGCUGGGCAAGUUUGUGCGAAUCCAGCCAAACCACAUUUCGAUUGCCGAUGACGAGGCCAUCAAUCUCGUCUAUGGCCACUCCAAUGGCUUCUUGAAGUCUGAAUUCUACGAUGCCUUUGUCUCGAUUCGCCGUGGCCUCUUCAACACGCGCGACCGCGCUGAGCACACUCGCAAGCGAAAGAUGGUUUCUCACACCUUCUCCGCAAAGUCCAUCGUCCAGUUUGAGCCGUAUAUCCAUCAGAAUCUUGAACUCUUUGUCCAGCAGAUGGAUCGCCUCGUCGACACUAGCUCCUACAAAGGCGAGAAUGGCCGAAAGGAGGCUCGCAUCGACUGUCUUCCCUGGUUCAACUAUCUUGCCUUUGACGUCAUUGGUGACCUCGCAUUUGGAGCUCCCUUUGGCAUGCUUGAAAAGGGAGUAGAUCUUGCUGAAGUGCGAGAUGCCCCGGAUAGCCCACCCAUCUAUGCACCAGCCAUUGAGAUUCUGAACCGCCGCGGUGAAGUGAGCGCGACUCUGGGCUGCUUCCCGGCCUUGAAGCCUUAUGCCAAAUAUCUUCCGGAUCCUUUCUACAGCAACGGCCUUGCCGCCAUCCAGAAUCUUGCCGGAAUUGCCAUUGCCUGUGUGAAGCGACGACUUGACAACCCUCCCGACGUUGAACGCAAAGAUCUCCUCGCCCGAUUGAUUGAAGGUCGUGACGACAAGGGAGAGCCGCUUGGAAGAGAAGAGCUGACAGCAGAGGCUUUGACCCAGCUCAUCGCAGGCAGUGACACUACCUCCAACUCUUCGUGCGCGCUGUUGAACUACGUCGUCCGCACUCCUGGUGUCCUCGACAAGAUGCAGGCUGAGCUUGAUGCCGCUAUUCCCCAGGGCGUCGAUGUCCCAACAUUCGAAAUGGUUCGCGACCUGCCCUACCUUGCUGCCGUCAUCAACGAGACUCUCCGCCACCACUCGACUUCCGGUAUUGGUCUCCCUCGCCAAGUCCCCCCGGAGUCUCCUGGCGUCACCAUCUGCGGCGAAUUCUUCACUGCCGGCACCGUCCUCAGCGUUCCCACCUACACGAUGCACCACUCUACGGAUAUUUGGGGCCCUGAUGCUGAGGAUUUCAACCCAGACAGAUGGGCAAAGUUGACUCAGCGACAGAAGGAUGCCUUUAUUCCUUUCAGCCACGGACCUAGAGCAUGCGUCGGUAGAAACGUGGCUGAGAUGGAGAUGAAAUUGAUUGCAGCUACCUGGGCGAGGAGGUACAGCGCAAAGGUUCUUCAGGGGCCUAUGGAGACACGAGAGGGCUUCUUGAGGAAGCCUCUGGGGUUGGAUAUUGCCCUGUUUAAGAGGUAA
This is a messenger RNA of Trichoderma virens Gv29-8, 1542 nucleotides long. RefSeq lists its product as uncharacterized. Bases 1 to 1542 code for a protein of 513 amino acids. Lineage: Eukaryota; Fungi; Ascomycota; Sordariomycetes; Hypocreales; Hypocreaceae. Gene Ontology annotation, molecular function: monooxygenase activity; iron ion binding; heme binding. The transcript has 2 exons. The record is from RefSeq and is a predicted model, not a curated record.